This is a messenger RNA of Bemisia tabaci, 2462 nucleotides long. The record is from RefSeq and is a predicted model, not a curated record. Lineage: Eukaryota; Metazoa; Arthropoda; Insecta; Hemiptera; Aleyrodidae.
AUUGAGGAUGCAACAGGCAAGAGUUUUGAGACACCUUAUCCAGACACUCCUGUCAUGAGUGAAUCAAUCAGUGAAUCGGCUCUAAAUUACAAAAUAUCUAUAGAAGAUGAUGGUCCAGGUUUCACAAUACAGAGGAAAUCCAAUGGACAAAUUUUGUAAGUUUAUGUUUGACACGAGAUCAGGAGGAUUCAUAUUUUCCAAACAAUUCAUUCAAAUUUCAUCGAAACUACUAUCAAAUAACAUUUAUGGACUUGGCGAACAUAGGAAUAACUUCAUGUUGGAUACAAAUUGGAACCGCAUUACUCUCUUUGCUCACGAUUCUCCUCCUCUUGAUGGGAUAAACGGAUAUGGAUCUCAUCCUUUUCUCUUGAAUGUUGCUAAUGGAGGGCAAAGUCACGGAGUGUUUUUGAAAAAUUCUCAUCCAAUGGAAAUAAUUCUACAGCCUGCACCUGCUAUCACUUACAGAGUUUUAGGAGGAGUCUUAGACUUUUAUUUUUUUGUCGGCCCAUCACCUGCUGAUGUGACCAAACAGUACUUUGACCUAAUUGGAUAUCCGUUUAUGCCUCCAUAUUGGAGUUUGGGUUUUCAUAUGUGCAAGUACGGCCAAUCCUCAUUACAAGUUACAAUGGACACUCUAAACCGAACCAUGGCCGCUGGAAUUCCUGUGGAUGUGCAAUGGAAUGAUCUAGACUACAUGGAUCGAAAUAAUGAUUUUACAAGAAAUAAAAAAGAGUUUGCAAAAUUACCAGAAUUCAUAGAAAAUUUGCAUUCCAUGGGAAUGCAUUACGUGCCAAUUCUGGAUCCUGGAGUGAGUGCUGCUGAGCCAAGAGGCACAUAUCCGCCUUUUGAUGAAGGCCUUGCCGAUCAGGUGUUUAUAAAAAAUGAGAGUGGACUCCCUCUUGUAGGCAGAGUAUGGAGCCAAGGCGCAACUGUGUGGCCUGACUUUACCAACCAAAAUACUAUUACUUAUUGGCUAAAUCAGCUGAAGCGCCUGCAUGAGGAUAUACCAUUCGAUGGUCUUUGGAUUGAUAUGAAUGAACCCUCGAAUUUUGUGGAUGGCUCGCUGCGCGGUUGUGAAAACAACCCUUGGGACAACCCACCGUAUACCCCUAUUGUCGAAGGAGGCCAUUUGAACUUCAAAACGAUAUGCAUGAAUGCUGAACAAUAUCUGGGCAAACACUACCAACUUCAUAACGUACAUGGCUUUUCAGAGGCUAUAGCGUCCAACUUUGCCUUAACAGAAAUUCGAAACAAGAGACCCUUCAUAAUUUCAAGAUCAACUUUUGCUGGCCAAGGUAAAUUCUCAGGCCACUGGACUGGUGAUGUCUUCUCCACUUGGAAUGAUAUGAAGCAUUCAGUUGCAGAUAUAAUGAGUUUCAACUUAUUUGGCAUCCCAAUGGUUGGAGCAGAUAUUUGCGGCUUCAAUGGUAACACGACAGCCGAUCUUUGUCAGCGAUGGUUACAACUAGGUGCUUUCUAUCCUUUUUCAAGAACUCAUAAUAGUGAUGACUGUAUCGAUCAAGAUCCCGUUUCAAUGGGACCUGAAGUUGUUGCUUCAACUAAAAAAGCGCUGGAGGUGCGUUACAUGCUUCUCCCUUACCUUUACUCAUUAUUCUGGCGAGCGCAUGCAUAUGGAGAAACUGUGGCCCGAUCAUUAUUCUUUGAGUAUCCGGAGGAUACAAGAACUUACAACAUUUCGACUCAAUUCAUGUGGGGGUCUGCUUUACUUAUUGUUCCUGUACUGAAAGAGGGUGAUACGUUCGUACAAGCAUACUUGCCAGGUGAAUUUUGGUACGAUUUGAAAACUUUUAAACGAGUUGUUGGAGGUGAUGUGGCACUCUCAGCACCCAUGGAUAUAAUUCCAGUUCUAGUGAAACCAAAAUCAAUCAUACCAUUUCAGUAUCCAGGGAAUACAACAACUGAAAGAUUAUACCUAUCACCUUAUAAAUUAUCCCUUUCCAGCCGAUUGUCUCCAUUCGGUUUGCUUGUUGCCCUUGAUUCCAAUAGUACAGCAGAAGGUUUUCUUUAUUGGGACGAUGGUGACUCAUUAAACUCUUAUGAAUGGAGCCACUAUAACCAGAUAUCCUUUGCUGUUGCCAAUAACCGCUUAUCCAGUAAAGCAAAGCACUGGGGUUAUGACGUUCCAAUGCCUGUAAAUUUAGUGCUAGUCCUUGGUGUUACCUCUCAUGUGAAAAAUGUUACCAACAAUGGAGAGAAGUGCAAUUUUGAAUACAAAGCUGAAUUUCAGGGUUUAUUCGUGUUUGUUGAUAAGACUGAUUUUAAAGACAAUGUGAUUAUCUCUUGGAGUUUUUAGACAUUUGUAGUGAAUGUGAUCUUAGUUUAAGUGCUCAUUUUUCCUCUUGAUACUUGAAUCUUCUCGGGCAUUUUAUACAUAAAAGUGUAAGACAUUUUUACCUACAAAUCUAUAUUCUUCACUCAGAAUAAAACUUUUAGUACUUUUA